Messenger RNA from Clonostachys byssicola, 1692 nucleotides. Lineage: Eukaryota; Fungi; Ascomycota; Sordariomycetes; Hypocreales; Bionectriaceae. The record is from the annotation of a GenBank genome assembly.
AUGCCUAUCCAAUCUCGUUGGACAACGCCGGUGCCAGAAGUCUCUUUGACAACUUGGUUGUUCGGAUCUGCUUCUGCACCUCUACCGGAUCGCAAGGUGUUUAUCGAUACUGAGAACCCUGAUACAAGGUUCCUGACUUUCUCGGAUUUUCGGCUAUGGUCCGCUAGAACCGCUCUGGGCCUUCAGCGAUCUGGAUUACGCCGUGGCGAUCGCGUUCUGGUGUUUAGUGGAAAUGAUAUUUUCUUCCCCGUAUUGUUUACGGGAAUCAUCAUGGCAGGUGGCAUAUUCACAGGUGCUAGCCCUGCAUUUACCCCGAAUGAGCUCGCUCAGCAGUUGAGUGAUAGCGGCGCAAGCAUUGUUUUUGCCGCUACCGGAUUACUCCGUACUGCACAAGAAGAAGUGAAGUUGGUGAGCUCAUAUCAAAUUCGAACAUAUGCCUUUGAUCACAGUCUUGGAAAUUGCAACCCAAAAGAUUUCGGUGCUGGAAGCUGGACGAAACUCCUCGCAGACGCCGAGGAUGUGAAAGACUUUGACUGGGUUGAACCUUCCGACCCUAAGUCAACGAUAUGCUGCCUCAACUAUAGUUCUGGAACAACUGGGAAGCCCAAGGGUGUUGAGAUCAGCCAUUACUCGUAUGUUGCAAAUGGAGAAGCUGUGGUCCUCCACAAUCGCCUCUACCCCAACCACAAGAAGAGAACGCAAAGGUCACGAGUUCUCUGCUUCAUGCCUAUGUACCACGCAGCCGCACAGACACAGUAUGCCAUCAAUUUCCCAAAGAUGGGAGUUCCCACGUAUGUCAUGCCUGCAUACAAUUUCGAAAAGAUGCUUCAGCAUGUCCAAGCCUUUGAGAUCUCCUAUCUGGGCUGCGCGCCGCCAAUAAUGCUCUCUCUAGCGAAAAGCUCGCUUUGCAAUAAAUACGAUCUGAGUAGCAUCACCGAGAUCACGUGCGGAACUGCACCUCUCGCGCGAGAAGUUGCUGAGGAAGUACAAAAACUGUGGCCCGUCCCCUUGAGAAUCGGCCAGGGGUGGGGCAUGACCGAGCUCACUUGCACUAGUACAAUCUGCCAUCCUACAUGCGAAGAUAUAACAACUGUUGGAGAAGCGGCUCCAAAUAUCACUAUCAAGAUAAUGGACGGAGAUCGAGAAAUAACCCAGCCUAACAAGGCUGGCGAGCUUUGGGUGGCUGGUCCAACCGUCAUGAGAGGAUAUUGGCGGAACCCCAAGGCAACUCGAGAAUCUGUGGUUGAGGAUAGUGACGGCACUCGGUGGCUAAAAACCGGUGAUAUUGGCUACGCAGAUCGCUACGGGCCAGGAGCUCUGUUAUAUAUUGUAGAUCGGCUCAAGGAGUUGAUCAAGGUCAAAGGAUUUCAGGUCGCACCAGCUGAGCUAGAGGGCCUUCUCCUUGACCGAAAGGACGUUAUAGACGCUGGCGUGGUUGGAGUGGUGGUAAGCGGGGAAGAGCUUCCUCGGGCAUACGUCGUCAAGAACUCGGAUGUGACGGAGCAGGAAAUCAUGCAAUGGGUGGAAAGCAAACUAGCAAAGUACAAGUGGCUCAGAGGUGGCGUGGCUUUCGUUGAUAACAUUCCCAGGACUCGGUCGGGCAAGAUUGUCCGCAGGGUACUCCGGGAACGAGCUCAGGCAGAGGUGGGAAACCAACAAUCAGCCGUGUCGAUCAGAGCAAAGCUGUCCUAA